Messenger RNA from Ilex paraguariensis (yerba mate), 2050 nucleotides. NCBI's taxonomy places the organism in Eukaryota, Viridiplantae, Streptophyta, Magnoliopsida, Aquifoliales, Aquifoliaceae. The record is from the annotation of a GenBank genome assembly.
CAGCCCCAACUACAUCAAGUGGUGCUGAGAUGGACUUGCUUGGUUCUCUGUCGGAGUCGUUUUCUUCCAACGCAUUGGCUAUUGUGCCAACUAUGUCCGCAUCCCAAAUCUCUGAAGCUGAUGAGACUGCAAACUCUGGUAUUGGAUCCACAUUUAUGGCAACACAGUCAACAUCCACCAUCUCUCCUCAGCCGUUUGAUGAUCCAUUUGGUGAUGGACCAUUUAAAGCUGUCCCUUCAACCGACAGUCUUGCCGUGCAACCCCCGAGUACUGCUUCUGCAUCUUCCUUAAAUCCUACCACAAACAAAAGUUUUGAACCACCCCAAGCUGUUGCCCAGGAUUUUGGGAACACAUUUCUUGCCAUCACUUACAUGCCCUCCGAUGCGUCCAAUGUUGAACUUCCUUCGACAAACCCACAAUAUGUGCACCAGGAUUUGUCGACGACUCAUCAAAAUACUGAUAUUUUAGCAGAUAUUCUUCCACCAUCGGGACCUUCACCUAACAUGGCUGCACAGAAUGCUUUUCCUGUUCCAACCAGCCAAUAUGCAUCACAUACAGGUUUCCCAGCUCAAACUGGCCAGCCUGCAUCACAGACAGGUUUUCCUGCUCAACCUGGCCAGCCGGCACCCCUUACAGGGUUUCAACCUCAAUCUGUCCAACAUGCAUCCCAGACAAGUUUUGCACUUCAAGCGGGACAGCCUGUAUCACAGACUGGUUUUCUGGCUCAAAAUGGCCAACCUCCUGCCUUGACAGGAUAUCCAGGUCAAGCAGGUCAACCUGCAUCACAGACAGGUUUUCCAGUCCAAAGCGGUCAACCUACACCUCUUGUAAGUUUUCCAUCUCAAAUGGGCCCUGUGUUGAAUACAGGUUUCCCUGCUCCCAGUGGCCAAUCUGCACAGCCAAAUGCUAAUUUCUAUGGAGGUUUCCACCCACAGUCUGGGUCUACAGCUCCGGUGUCCCACAUGGCCCAAUUUCCUACUGGACCAAACACUGCGAACUUCCUUUCACAAUCAGGUUCUGUAGCCCUAGGAGCUUCACCAAUUGGUUUUCAAACUCCCCAAGUGCGACCCAGCACUCCCAUGGCCUCGCAGCAAGCUCUCCCUGCUUCAACUGGAUCUCUUGCUAUGGUUCCUCAACCAGCAAAAGACAAGUUUGAGACCAAAUCCACUGUUUGGGCUGAUACCCUUAGCCGAGGACUAGUUAAUCUGAACAUAUCCGGAGCUAAAACAAAUCCACUGGCUGAUAUUGGAAUUGAUUUUGAUGCCAUAAAUCGCAAGGAAAAGAGGAUGGAGAAACCUACUACAGCUCCUGUGACAUCGAAUGUUUACAUGGGCAAAGCUAUGGGUUCUGGUUCUGGGAUUGGCCGUGCUGGCGCUGGUGCUCUUAGGGCUCCACCAAAUCCCAUGAUGGGUUCUGGUAUGGGUAUAGGCCUGGGUGGUGGUCCUGUUGCAGGCAUUGGCAUGGGAGGUUAUGGAGCAGUAAAUCAGCCCAUGGGUGUGGGGAUGAGAACGAAUAUGGUUGGGGGGCAAGGAGUACCUAUGCAGCCACCAACAGGAUUUCCUCCUGGAUCUACCAUGCCUGGAGGUUAUAAUCCCAUGAUGGGCCCUGGUGGUUAUGGUCAGCAACCUUAUGGUGGUGGCUAUCGAUGAGAUUGAAUCACCUCUAUGCACAGAAAUUUGAGAAAAGUAUUGAGUGCCUGUUUUUGUUAUUAUUGUGAAAGGUUGGCCCGUGGAUCCGCUCGGUACCCUUUCAUUGUGUAAGGUCCUAAUUUUGGUCAUCACUGGUGAUUUUCUGAAUCAAGACUCGUAGCAUGUAUGUUUGUUCAUUCUCUCAAGUUUUCGUCACAGUUGAUUACCUUAUAAUUUCCUUUGGAUCGAUAACAAGAGAGUGAGUUCUGUAGGUGCUCUAUUGUUCUCGAAGCUGUUGUGAAGUUGUAUACCAUUGAGUACCACCUUUCUUAGGUUGCCUUUUUCUUUUUUCUUUUUUUGUGUUUUUAUCCCAUAUGUAAUGUAUUUUUUUGUAUGCUCUAAGUACUUGUUGAACAAUAAAU